AUGCAGUUUUCUAUGCCAACGGCCGUAGAGCGCGUACCUGAGAAUUCGACCGCUAAUGGAGACCAGGAACAGGAGCUAGAGGAGGCAUUAUUGCGACUAGCUGCACGCAUGAAACAGAACGUGGCUACAGGCGAUCGACGUCGUCACAUCUUUAAGAAAUACCGUGAUUGCUUUACGGGAAUGGAGGCUGUCGACUGGAUGUUGGAGCAAAUGGAAGCCAAGAGUGUCGCGGAGGCCGUACGCAAAGGUCAAGGUCUGUUGUCUCAUCACUACAUUGAAAAGGUGGAAAAGGAGACAAAGUUUGAGUACAAUAAGAAGAAAUUCUACCGUUUUACAGCCACGACACCAGAAUUCGUACAGGCUGUAGAGCGCCCGUUGCCCUGUGCCACGCUCGACUUACCACUGAGUGCUGCGGCACGACGACGUACCCUCGCGGCGCUGAUCGGCGGCUUUGUAGCUGACGCGGCUUCGACUUCACUUAAUGGCGUUUCACAUCCGGAAAAGACGAUUCCUAAUCUGCUGCGACUGGACUUUGAUCCAGCUUUCUGCGGUCUCUAUGGUACGAGUGACGGCAGUGACAAGAAAGGGGGACGGGCGAGAAUGGAGUCGUCUACGGGCUUUGAAGCUCGCAUAUUACUGCAGUGCAUAGCACGGCGAGGGCAUAUUCAUGGCUCGCAGCUGGCUAAGGACGCGUAUUGGGGAUUCAAGAACGACCAUCGACUGCUCAGCGCGUCGUCCAGAGCGUUCAUCAAACGGGUACAUAAUGGCAAGGGAUGGCCGCAUUGCGCCGUCAAGUGUCGUUCGAUUGACGUGCUCUCGCUAAUUCCUAUUGUGGUUGCACUUUAUGCUGGUACCAACCAGUUGUUCACCAAAGUGGAUGAGCUCGUGAAGGUGUUUUAUGUUGGCACCCGUGUCCGUGAUGCGGCACUGGUGGCCGCAUUUGUUCUGGAGCAGGUGAUUCUUGGAGCUUCUGUUCUCCAGGCUAUGCGUAUGAGCAUUCGCACAGAACGACUUAGCGUUAAGCAACGAAAGGUUAUCUUCAAGGCUUUUACAAAGUCACAGCUGCCGAGUUACGAAGCUAUUCAGAAAUUUGGCAACAGAGGCUCCCUCCCUGGUGGCUUUCACGCGGUGUUGCAGCCGCUUUUUGUGCUAAAUGACUACCCUACUGCUGUCCGCGAAAACAUUAUUGGAGGUGGGCGCACUUGUCGGCGUGCCAUGUUCAUUGGUGCUUGCUUUGCUGCCCAGGACGGCCUGGACGUCAUCCCCGAAGGAUGGAUUCAAAAGACGCAGUACUUUGACUUUAUUGAGGCGGAUGCGAGCAGUCUUGUGAGACGCCGUGAAGUACAGGGCUCUUUUACCGAUGAAGACGAGGAAGACCGUCUUGCCGCGUACGUGGAUUACGUUCCAAGGUCAUCCGUAUCUUCGUCCCGUCACAUCGAGGUUGUCGAGUCGACUCGCGGUAGUAACUCUUUUGCCGCGUCUUCUUCAAAAGUCAACGGUGAAGCGGCGGACAUUGCACCUGAAUUGCCGCCUGAGGGAAUGACAUCAGUUACAUCGAGGCGCUCCUCUGGACCUAUCCGUUUUCGUUCCAACAGCUAUGCGUCCUCGGGUGGUCUUUCAUCGCCGCGCUCGGUUGCGUCCAACUUCUCGUAUGCAUCACAGACCACCACGGCCUCAAGUGUGCGCUCUGUCAUUGACUUGGGAGACAUGGACAAAUUUUACCAAAGUGGCGUGGGCAACGCGCUACCAACGUCAUCUACCCCGCGUUCCAGUGGCGGUACCGACGGACGAUUGAGUUUUGAGAUGCAAAAGUUCUUUCAGGCUUAUGGCGCGGCUGCUGCUCGCGGGCCCCGUAGUUCCUAUGGGGAAAACGGCUCGUACGGGAGUGGGUCCUCAACAGUGCGUUCUAGUGAUCUGAAUCAAUUGCGUCCGAGCGACAUGACGACGUAUCUUCGCCGGAGCUCUGCGUCUGCACGCCGAAGUGACCCGCGUAACGAACUUCGUCACAGCUACGUCGCGAGCUCACGUCGUAGCGAUACUAGCCUCAUGUACCGUAACCACCAACCCCAAUACGCCGGUAAGGUGUCUCGUAUCAGCGACCCAAACGCUUUCUAUAGCCGUUCAUCGUCUACACCUGCGUAUGCGCCUGAGACCGAGCGAUCCGAAGAUGUCGUACUGGCUCACCGCGUAUCACUCGACGACGAUCAGCGCGUGAGUCUUCACGCUAUCCUCUAG
Peronospora belbahrii is the source of this 2235-nucleotide messenger RNA. NCBI's taxonomy places the organism in Eukaryota, Oomycota, Peronosporomycetes, Peronosporales, Peronosporaceae. The record is from the annotation of a GenBank genome assembly.